This is a messenger RNA of Arachis ipaensis, 2431 nucleotides long. NCBI's taxonomy places the organism in Eukaryota, Viridiplantae, Streptophyta, Magnoliopsida, Fabales, Fabaceae. The record is from RefSeq and is a predicted model, not a curated record.
AUGCUCGACGUAGAUUCUCGCGUCGACUCCACCAUGUCCGUUGAGCUCGACCAGCAAGCAUCCCUAACCAAUUCAUUUCAGAAAGCAUACAUUCGUGUUCCUUAUCUCAGCGCCAUUGAUUUCUCAGCCACAAAUGAUGUCAUUGAGAGAGAGCUCUACAAGCUCAUGACUAUGCAAACUAGAGUCUUUGUUGUUCACAUGACAUUCCGUCUUGCCUCUCGUCUCUUCUCCAUUGCCAAAGACAUUGGAAUGAUGGAUGAAGGUUAUGUUUGGAUUGUGACUGCUGGAAUUGCUAAUCUUUUUAACUCAUUGGACUCUUCGGUUAUGGAAUCCAUGGAAGGUGUGUUGGGUGUUAGGCCUUAUAUUCCAAGAACAAAACAGCUUCUUGAUUUUAGAGCUCGAUGGAAAAGAGAGUUCUUAAGAGACAAUCCAACACUUGUUGAUGUUAAUUUGGAUGUUUUUGGAAUAUGGGCCUAUGAUGCUACUGCUGCAUUAGCCAUGGCAGUUGAGAAGCUUGACAACACUGUUUUCGGCUUCACUAAUGUGAGCAACAACUCCAACAACGUGACUGAUCUUGAAAACUUAGGCGUUUCACGAGACGGCGAGAAGCUGAGGGAAGCUUUAUCAAAUGUUAGAUUCAAAGGUGUUGGUGGUGAGUUCAAAGUAGUGGGUGGUGGGAAGUUAGAAACAUCACCAUUUGAGAUAGUUAAUGUGAUUGGUAAUAGUGAAAGAAACAUUGGAUUUUGGACACCACAGAAGGGACUAAUCAGAGACAUGGAUGCAAAUAAUUCAACUUCUAAGGAGAAUCUAAGAGCAAUUCUAUGGCCAGGGGACUCUUACUCUGUUCCAAAGGGAUGGGAAAUUCCCACAAAUGGUAACAAGUUAAAGAUAGGAGUCCCAGUAAAAGAUAAUGGCUUCUCUGAAUUUGUGAAAGUAAUCCAUGAUCCUAUUACCAAUUCUACAAAGGUCACCGGGUUCUGCAUUGAUGUGUUUAAUGCUGUGGUAGAAGCGUUGCCUUAUGCCCUUCCAUUUGAAUUCAUUCCAUUUGAAAAUUCCAACAAUGAGAUGGCAGGAACAUAUGAUGAUUUGAUCACCCAAGUUUAUUAUGAAAAGUUUGAUGCUGUGGUGGGGGACACAACAAUUACGGGAAACAGGUCCAAGUAUGUCGAUUUCACAUUGCCGUACACAGAAUCUGGUGUGACUAUGGUUGUUCCAGUAAGAGACAAUAGAAAGAAGAAUGCAUGGGCCUUCUUGAAGCCAUUGACAUGGGACCUUUGGGUAACAAUAUUUUUUACCUUUGUUUUCAUAGGAUUUGUUGUUUGGGUACUUGAACACCGAAUCAAUGAAUGUUUUAGAGGGCCUAUGCCUUAUCAAAUUGGCACUAGCUUGUGGUUUUCCUUCUCAACCAUGGUAUUUUCUCAUCAAGAGAGAGUGGAGAGCAAUUAUGGAAGAUUUGUGGUGAUAGUAUGGGUUUUUGUAGUUCAAAUUCUGGUUCAAAGCUACACUGCAAGUCUUACCUCUCUCUUAACAGUUGAACGACUACGCCCAGCAUUUACAGAUGUUCAUCAACUCUUAAAGAAUCGGUUGAAUGUUGGUUAUUUGGAAGGUUCUUUUGUUCAUGAAAUCUUGAAGGAUUUGGGGUUCCAUGAAAACCAGCUUAAGAUAUAUAAAUCUGCAGAAGAAUGCAAUGAUCUCUUCACAAAAGGAAGUGCUAAUAAUGGCAUCGAUGCGGCUUUUGACGAAGUCCCUUACGUGAUGCACCUUCUUGGAACUUAUUGCUCCAAGUAUGCCAUGGUUGAGCCAAGAUUUAAAACUGGUGGCUUUGGCUUUGUGUUUCCAAAAGGGUCACCUCUAGUGGGAGACAUAUCACGUGCAAUCUUGAAUGUGAGUGAAGGAGGCAAAAUGAGAAGAAUUGAGAAUGCAUGGUUGAAUGGAAGCAGUUGUCAAGAUUCAAAUAACAAUGCAGCACAAGUAUCUUCUACAAGCCUAGGACUAGAAAGCUUCUGGGGUCUGUUCUUGGUUGUAGGUAUUUGUUGCUUAUUAGCCCUCGUUAUCUUUUUAGCCACAUUCAUAUAUCAGCAUAGACAUAUUUUGUUAAACCAUAAUCUCCCUGAUGAUAGUAGUUCUAUAAGAACACGCAUUGGAAAGUUGCUAAAUACCUUCCAUGAGAGAGAUCUAAGCUCCCACACUUUCAAGAAAAGUGAUUCAGGCGUAACUUGUAGUCUUACGUCAGCACCAACAAGUGUGUCUUCUUGCCCUCCAAUUAGUCCAUCUAGUUACACAGGCUCAGGCUUUUCGGGUACUCCAAAUACUCAACACAAACCUACACAAGAACCUCCUGUCAUUACAACAAAAGGGAUACAACCUCUUAUUAAGCCACAUAGAUCCCUCUAGUUCUAACAUGAUUACCUAAUUAUCUUGUGUUAACUGU